Messenger RNA from Plasmodium adleri (nom. inval.), 3057 nucleotides. Its product is annotated as chromosome condensation protein, putative. Gene Ontology annotation, biological process: mitotic chromosome condensation. Gene Ontology annotation, molecular function: chromatin binding. The record is from RefSeq and is a predicted model, not a curated record. Gene Ontology annotation, cellular component: condensin complex. The transcript has 4 exons. Lineage: Eukaryota; Apicomplexa; Aconoidasida; Haemosporida; Plasmodiidae. The coding region runs from base 1 to 3057 and encodes 1018 amino acids.
AUGAAAAAAUUAGGUGUGAAUAAUGUUGGAGAGAAUAACCGGAGUAGUGUAAAAAAUAAAGAUGGGACUAAUAAAAAGACAAUAGAAGUGAAUAAGAAUAUGAGGAGGCUUACCUUUUUAAAUAACGAGAGUAGUGAUAGUAUAGAGGGUAAUAAGAGUAAAUAUGAUAAGAAUAAAGUAAAAGAAAUUAAUGAUGUUUUUAAGAAUUGUAUGGUUGCAUUAUCUCAUAAUAAGAUAUGUACUAGGAAUGCUUUUGAUAUACAUAUUAUAGAACAUUUAGAAGAUUUAAUAAAUUUAAAUGAUGAAGAAAUACCUGAAGAAUUAAAUGAUGAAAUGAUAGAAAAUGGAGAAUUUAAUUUAUCAUUUACACGUGCAUCUAAAGCUAUUGAAGGUGCUACAAAAGUAUAUGGUUAUAGAGUUGAAGCUAUAUAUGAUCAGACAUAUAAUUUUUUAACUAAUAUGAAUUUAGCUAAACAACUUGAAUUAGAUAAUGAUACAAUUGAUGAUAAUAAGAAUGUAAUUGAUCCUUUAAAUAAAAGAAUGAGAAAAAGAAAAUUAACAUAUUUACAAGAAUCUUCUACACUAGCUAAAUCUUCUGAUAUCAUUGUAGAUUCCUUGUCGUUGUCUAAUAUAUCUGUUGAUACCUUUUUUUUAAAAUUAAAUAGUACUUAUGACCAUUCAUGUGGUCAGAAAUAUUUAUUACCUAAUCUAAAUUUAAAUAAUGAUUUGUCUAUACAAUUUGAUGGUGAUAUUGAUGUGUGUCAAUAUAAGAAGAGAAGAAAAAAUUUGGAUGAUACUCAGAAGGAUAUUAAACAAAAAGAAAAUGUAAUUGAUAAGGAUAUUAAUGAUGAUAAUUGUGAUAAUUAUGAUAUCAUUACAUAUAAUAAUAAUAUACAUGACAAAGUUGAUGAGAAAAAAAAAAAAAAUGAUGCAGAAAUUUUGAAAAAUUCAAAAAAUAAGCAAAAUGAAUCAAAUACUACAAAUAUGGAUAGUUUUGAUAUGAAUGAACAUAAAGAAUUUUUUGAUAUAUAUAAGAAGAAAUUAUUUUUAAAUGCAGAUAUAUUAAGAGAAAUAUUAUAUGGUGGUCCUGAUGAUUUCAAUAGCUUAAAUAUAUGUCCAGAAUUAGAUUAUUUUAAAGAAGAAUUAAAAAAGCAUAAAUUGAAAAGAACGGAUUCUAAAGAUACAGAUGAAGUAGAUAAGGAAGAUGUUGAUGGUAAUUUAUAUAAUGAUGAUGAAAUGUGUAUUACAGAUAAGAAUAAUAUUAUAAAUUUUUAUGAUGAGAAUUUAGGAUGUAAUAUGAGUAAUAAUAUGUUAAUAGAAAGUAUAUAUAAUAGUGAUGCGUUAAAUGUGGAGAAAACAAAAAUGUAUGGACAGAAUGGUAGUGACAUGACAUAUGCUAAUAUGAAUGAAGAGAUAAAAAAUAAUAACAUGAAUAAUUUAAAUAUUUCUAAUUGUGAUAAUAAUGAUUUAUAUUUAGGAGAAUAUCGAAUGGAUGAUUUAAAUAUUGAAAAUAUUAUGCAAGAAUCUUUAGUGUUUGAUAAUAUGAAUUAUUCAUGUGAUAAGAAUAUAAAUUUUUCUAAUAAUGGUUUAUUACUUCAUCAAAGUAAUCAUAUGAUGGAUGGAAUGGAUUUUCCAGAAUUAAUAAACAGUGAAAAGAAAGAAUUAUUUUUAGGAAAUACACAAAUAAAUAAUGAGCAUUAUUUAUUAAAAAAUAAUGAUAUUAUAAAUAAAAGAGAUAGUAUUAUAUCAGAAGUACCAGAUGAUGAUACAUUAUGGAAUCGUAGUGUUAUGACAUUUGAAAAUAGAAUAAAUGCUAUAGAUAUAAAUAAUGAUUUUAAUUAUCAUUAUUAUAUGCCUAGUAAAUUAAUGAUGAUGGGUAAUUUUAGAAAUUUAAUAGAUAUUAAUAAAAAUCUUACAAAUAAUAUUAAUAAUAAUAAUAAUAAUAAGUCAACUAUAUUACAAAGUAUAAUUAUGCAAAAGAAAAUGAAAGAUGUUUUUGAUGUUACUAGUAUAGAUUUUGAAAAUCUUUAUAUUGAAAAUAAUAAUAUCGAAUUAUCUACAUAUGAUUUAUGGAAGAAAGAAAAAAAGAAAUAUGUUUCUAAUGCAUUAUUUUGUAUUGAUCAAACAUCCUAUAUUUUUGAUACACGUGAAAAUUGUGUUAACUGUGUAAAUACUGUAGCAGAUAAAAUUAUGAAGUUUUCAAAAUUUUGUGUAUAUCCGGAUUUCUUGCAUGCAUCUAAUAAGAAUAAGAAUAAACACAAUAAUAUGAUCAACAAUAAUAAUAAUAAUAAUAGUAAUAAUAAUAUGAAUGUUAUAUUGAAUGAAGUAAAUGAUGAUAAUAUUCUAAAUGAUAUAGAUCCUAUAAAUCAAUAUGAUUUUAAUAACAAUAUUGAUCAUUUUGAUAUGGAUAAUAUAGACGAUAUGAAUGAUGGGCAGACACAACAAGGUUUAAAUGAGGCAAUCGAUAAAUUUUAUAAUAUGGAUUUUGAUAAUAUAUGGACACAUAAUGAUAAUAAAAAUAAUAUUAAUAUGAAUAACAAUAAUAAUUUAAAUAAUAGUACAUAUAAUAAUAAUAAUAGUAAUAAUUUGAGUUUGUUUAAAAAACAUAGUAAUUUCUUCAAUAAUACUUUAUUUCAAUUUCAUCAUUCAAAUACUUUUGGUAGUGUGCCCUUUGAAAAUAUUUCCAAAUUUGUAGAUGUAGCUAAAAUUAAAAAUAUUUUAUGUGAUAUAGUUAAGCCGAAUGAAGAAGAAGAAAAGGACAACAAAAAUGAUUCCAUAUGUGAUUAUCAAACAGAGAAGGAUAACCAAAUUGUUACUUAUACGGCUGAGAAAACGACAACCUUUGAAGAAAUCGUCAAGGAGACUACGGCAAAAUUGAAUGAAUCAGAGGCAAGUAGCACUUCAAUACACAUGUUAUUCGUAUGUCUUUUAUAUACUUGCAAUGACCAAGAACUAUUAUUAGAAAAAAUACCGAAUCAAAAUAAUUUUUAUGUUCGAUAUGGUUUACCUGCAGAAUGUCAUGUAAAUCAAGAUGACGUACCAAUGUUAAAAAAUUGA